Messenger RNA from Cooperia oncophora, 675 nucleotides. Lineage: Eukaryota; Metazoa; Nematoda; Chromadorea; Rhabditida; Trichostrongylidae. The record is from the annotation of a GenBank genome assembly.
AUGGGAACACGCUUGGAGCCACCGCCGGGAGCUGCGGGCGUGUCUCAUGAUAAAAUGCCGAAAUUGCUGGCCGCUGGACAGCGCGAAGACUACCCUGCGGACUUUCUGGACACUGUCGACAGAAUCGGUACCAUAUGUGAAUGUCUAGACAGAUUGGAAAGUCUUUGGCAACUUUUCAAAAAGGACGGCAUGACAAAGCAGACACAGUGGGCAAGAGCUGGUGAAGCAUUCAAGCAAUAUGGUGACGAAACUAUAACGCCAGCAGUGGGAGAAAUUUUUCAAAGGGCAGCAAAGAAGUUCAAUCAGAUUAGUGCACUAUACCAACAUAUUAUCGAAGUAAUGGAGAGUCAGUUCCGUAAUCCACUGCAUGAAUUCAAUCAAAAGGAGGUAAAAGCACUCAAAGAAAGUUUGAAGAAACUCGAUCAAAGCAAGAAAAUACAAAAGAACUCGAAAACUAAACUCGAUCGUAAACCUAACGAUAUGGAGUUGAAAAUUGCUUCGGAAGUGGCUCAGAAAGUUCAUGAAGAGCAAUUCAAACUGACGAAAGAAUCAGUGUUAAAAUUUCUGGAGUCCACAUCAUUCUUUGAGAAGAUCGUUGCGGCUUUCAUAGCUGCAGAUAAAGAGCUCAGUGAUAAAGCGCAUCAAGAGAUUUUGAAGAUCAUUUAUACGUAUUAA